UGCCGGGCCGCUUCAAGACGGCUCGCGUGCGCCAUGGCCGUCCCGUGCGCUCUGAUCACCAGCUGUGCUGCGGGCUUCCCCGGGGAGGAGCUGGUGAAACGUAUCACCGGAGAAGAAGAGCUUCCUGAGCAUGUUGCCGCAGAGAGUGGAGCCCGGUUUUAUCCCUGGACGAUCGACAACAAAUACUACUCAGCUGCCAUCCAUCUCUGCGUGGUGGCAAACGUGUUUCAGGUGACGGCGGACAUUGCUGAGUCGGUCCAGGCUUUUUUGGUUUACUUCGACAGCACAGCAAUAUCUGGGCUGGAUGCUCUCUCUCAGUGGCUUCCUCUUGUAGAAGACUGGCUACCAGAAGUGAUGAUCUUGGUCUGUGACAGAGUCUCUGAACACGGCAUCACCCGCCAGAAAGCCCAGGAGUGGUGCAUCAAGCAUAGCUUUGAGUUGGUGGAAUUCAACCCAGAGGAGCUUCCAGAUGAGGACGAUGACUUUCCAGAAUCUACAGGAGUGAAACGAAUCAUCCAAGCCUUGAAUGCCAACGUCUGGUCAAACGUGGUGAUGAAAAACGAGGCGAGUCACAGCUUUGGCCUUUUUCCAGCCUUAGCAGGGGCAGAUCGCAGGAUCGGGUCAGAAGAGAACGAAACUCCAGAAGCCAACUCUUUGCCGGCAGAAAGGGCACAGUCUGUUGUGGAUUCAGAAGAAGGGGUGGCCUGUGCCGAUGGAAUCCAGGCUGACCCCACUGCUGACCCAGCGCUGGACAUGGAUAUUCAAGAGCUUGCUAGCCUCACCGCAGGAGAAGGUGACAUUGAGAACUUUGAGCGACUGCUCUCCAAGCUGAAGGAAAUGAAAGAAAAGGCCGCCACCCUGCCUCGCGAACAAAGAAAGCUGCACGCCGAAAAGGUUGCCAAAGCCUUCUGGAUGGCCAUCGGAGGAGACCGAGAUGAGAUCGAAGGCUUGUCUUCUGAGGAGGACAACUAAGGAUGGGCUGCUGCAGACUGGGAUGGGGUACGCGUGUUGGAAGGACAGCAGGGGUCAGCUGCCGCCAUGGUUUUGCCAAAGGCCCCAUUUUCUCUGCAGCAGCAGCAGAGACUCGGGGGUGGGGGGCGCUGGAGACCUAGUUC
Candoia aspera is the source of this 1115-nucleotide messenger RNA. RefSeq names its product alpha and gamma adaptin binding protein (gene AAGAB). The coding region runs from base 34 to 972 and encodes 312 amino acids. The transcript is spliced from 10 exons. The record is from RefSeq and is a predicted model, not a curated record. NCBI's taxonomy places the organism in Eukaryota, Metazoa, Chordata, Lepidosauria, Squamata, Candoiidae.